UCUAAAGGGGGCUCUCUCACGAUACACAGACAAAAUAUAAAUCAGCAUUCAGUCUAGUUUCUGCUCUCCUCGGAUGUACCGUUCUAAAUUUCUCAUCAUCAAUCAGUGAACUGGUUUUUGUGUUGUGUAUAUCAGACAAAACACGAAAAUAAAAAAAACAAAAAUGCUCGCUAGAAAAUGUUCCUCAAUAUUUUGUGCCCGACAAAAAUUACUUAAAGGAAAUGAAAUUCUUUGGACGAGAAAUAUGUCCGCUGGACCUCUACUUCAUGAGCCAGAGAAACCAGUGAUAAUGACCGACAUUCCUGGGCCUCAGUCUCAAAAAUUAUUUAAAGAAUUAAAUAAUAUACAGCAAGCCGGUUCAGUUCAAUUGUUUGUUGAUUAUGAAAAAUCAACAGGAAAUUAUGUAUCCGAUGUGGAUGGAAAUAUUUUACUAGAUGUUUAUAUGCAAAUUUCAUCGAUGCCUCUUGGAUACAAUCAUCAGGCGAUGCUUGAUGUUUUAGCCGAUCCAGUUAAUCAAAAAAUAAUUGCAAAUAGACCGGCUUUAGGAGUUUUUCCCGGUGGAAAUUGGCCGAAAAAAUUAAAGGACGUUCUUUUAAAAAAGGGCGUUGCACCACCGGGUUUAACGAAUAUAACAACAAUGAUGUGUGGCUCGUGUUCCAAUGAAAAUGCAUUUAAGGCUAUAUUUUUUUGGUACGCCGAGAAAAAGAGACAAGGUGCUCCAUUUACUAAACAGGAAAUGGAGAGUUGUAUGAUUAAUAAUAGUCCAGGAUCGCCUAAUUAUUCGAUUAUGUCUUUCAAAGGAGCAUUCCAUGGUAGAACUUUGGGCUCUUUAACAACGACUCACAGUAAAUAUAUACACAAAAUUGACGUACCGGCUUUUGAUUGGCCAAUAGCACCUUUUCCAAAGUACAAAUAUCCCCUCGAGGAUAAUGUUCGUGAAAAUCAACAAGAAGAUCAAAAAUGUUUAGCAGAGAUAGAAGAUCUAAUUGUUCAAUAUGAGGCAAAAAAUAUUCCAGUUGCUGGAAUAAUAAUUGAACCAAUUCAAGCUGAAGGUGGUGAUAAUCAUGGGUCACCGGAAUUUUUCCAAAAACUUCAAAAAAUUGCAAAAAAGCACGGAUCGGCUCUUUUGAUUGAUGAAGUACAGACGGGUGGUGGACCAACUGGAAAAAUGUGGUGUCACGAACAUUUUAAUCUUGAAUCCCCACCGGAAAUUGUUACAUUUAGCAAAAAAAUGCAAAUGGGCGGCUACUAUCACAUUCCCGAAAUGAAAGCCAAACAACCUUAUAGAAUUUUUAACACAUGGAUGGGCGAUCCAAGUAAAUUAAUUUUACUUGAAUCUGUUUUGCAAGUUAUUGAGCAGGACAAUCUUUUGGAUAGAGUGGCGCGAGUUGGCGAUUACACUCUAAAACAAUUGAAAACAAUUCAGAGGGAAUUGCCACAUGCUAUUAAUUCAGCCCGAGGUCGUGGAACAUUUAUUGCCUUUGACUGUGCGACUCCUGAGCUUCGCGAUUCUACGGUUAAAAAAUUAUUAGCAAAAGGAAUUCAAUCAGGAGGCUGUGGGGAAAAAGCAAUUAGACUGAGACCCGCUCUAACAUUCACGGAAUAUCACGCAAAUAUUUUCCUGGAUACUUUGCGUUCCGUUCUCAAGGAAUAAGAAAAGAAAAAUUAAAAAAAUUAUUUUCCAAAGUUCUUUCAAUAUAUCCAGUGUCUUCCAACAAAAAAAAAAAUGCAAGAAAAAAAAUAUAUUGUCUUCCAUAUGAUAAAAAAAAACAACAGAUUAUUUUUCUACACGAAUUAAAUAUUUUUAGCUAAAUUUUACUCUCCUUGUCGUAUUAUUCAAGAACAGAAAGAAGGACAAAAAAUAUAGAAAAAAAAUUUCUUUUUUAGUUUUUGAAAUUUUAGUUUUACAACACACAUUUUCUACCUCCUAAAUUCAUUUCGUGUUAUUAAUCAAAUUUAAAAAAAAAUUAAAAAAAGAAGAAAAAUGUUUAAAAAAUUGUAAUUUCUGUACUAAGUAUUAAAAAAAAAAUAAAAAUUAUUCUUUUUCAUUAA
Molecule: messenger RNA, 2052 nt
Organism: Leptopilina boulardi
Lineage: Eukaryota; Metazoa; Arthropoda; Insecta; Hymenoptera; Figitidae
Product: 4-aminobutyrate aminotransferase, mitochondrial
Exons: 10
Coding region: 164-1654 (496 amino acids)
Biological process (GO): GABA catabolic process
Cellular component (GO): mitochondrion
Molecular function (GO): pyridoxal phosphate binding
Source: RefSeq, a predicted model, not a curated record